Cyprinus carpio (common carp) is the source of this 1270-nucleotide messenger RNA. Its product is annotated as helix-loop-helix protein 2-like. Gene Ontology annotation, biological process: regulation of transcription by RNA polymerase II. The record is from RefSeq and is a predicted model, not a curated record. Lineage: Eukaryota; Metazoa; Chordata; Actinopteri; Cypriniformes; Cyprinidae. Gene Ontology annotation, molecular function: DNA-binding transcription factor activity, RNA polymerase II-specific; protein dimerization activity; RNA polymerase II cis-regulatory region sequence-specific DNA binding. The transcript has a single exon. Bases 364 to 771 code for a protein of 135 amino acids.
UUAUUAGCAAUGCUAAAAUUUUAAAAACUUAAUUUUAUUGAAUUUCAGAUGCUCAAAAUGGAAAAUAUGAAUUUCCCCCAAAAGCUGGUAUAAAAUGUUUUAAAAUGUAGCCUACCAUGAUGUUUGCGCUGUAUAGCCUAUUAAGCAAAUACAGUGUCAUGUACAAUGAAUUUAGUGUGAGAGCUGGUAUGGUAGUGUUAGUAUUUGUCUUGCAAAUAUCUUCGUAUAGUGUGCAAAGAGGAUACAGAAUAUGUAUAUUUUGUGGAACAUAAACAUGGAAACAACGAAACGACAGAUAAAGAAUCAUUAAAAACUAUGUAAAACUAAAAGUCUUUUGUUUUCUUUAUUAACCCAAUUGUAAUUAUGAAAUAUUUGUGUUUUAGGACUAAGUCGAAACUGAAAAUGAUGCUGAGUCCAGAACAAACUGAUUCAGAUCUACCGUGGAGCCAGUCAGACGCUGAAACAAUGCUGAACGAUAUCAAGGUUGGCUGCAUCACGGACGAGCCCAUGGAGGGAGAGGGCAAGACGAAGUCUCUGGCCCCGCAAUCCCUCAGCAGGGAGGAAAGGAGGAGGCGCAGGCGCGCCACAGCGAAAUACCGUUCAGCCCACGCCACCCGCGAGAGAAUCCGGGUCGAAGCCUUCAAUGUUGCCUUUGCCGAACUGAGGAAGCUGUUACCUACACUGCCCCCUGACAAAAAACUGUCCAAAAUUGAAAUUCUGAGACUAGCUAUUUGUUACAUUUCUUAUCUAAAUCAUGUGUUGGAUGUUUAGCACAUGUCCCUCUUCAUGAUGAGUAACGCACUCCAAGGACACAUGGGGACCUGUUUGCAGUAAACAACACGGUCUCCUAAUUUCGCAGUUUGCAGCUCUUUGCGCUACUUACAUUGGAAGUGCACUUGGAAGAGACUGAAACGCCAUAAGAUGGCUAUCAAGUGUUCCUUAGACUUUAGACAGGUAUGAAUGAAUUUUAAUGAGAUAUAAUAGCUUAGAGCGAAGAUAAUACCCCAUUCAGCCAAAAAUGGCGAUUGCUCAAAGAGUCGUGAACCAUUUAAUAGACUGUGGUCCCUGCUUUAAGCUAUACACAGAAUAAAUGAUGCAAUAAGGUCGAGACUGGGACUUUAAAAAAAUCGAAUAACCUAUGUUGUUAUUUGUGUAUGUGGACACACGAGUGUAGAGCGUUUUUAUUGCAGGUCAGUACAGAGAAAACCCGUUGCAUCACUCUGUAGAACAGUGAAGAAUAAAUCAGCCCCUCUCCCCCUCUAAUAGCUGC